UAUCUCUCUUCAACGACACUGCACUCUCUUGCUCGACAGCGACAAUGAUAUCGGCCCCCGUGGGCAUGGCUGGGCUGGGGUCACCCUUCUCCACGCCUAGGGCUCAGCGGUUCGCCUCGUCACUCGACGCUGUAUCCCCCUCACUCUCCACCCCACUGUUCAGACCACGCACCCCGCUUGGACCUUCCCUCCUCAACUCGUCACCAGUCGCUGUAAAGGCCGACCCGCGUGACACACCAGUGUACAUUGCACCCAAGCCCAAGGCAGCCCCAACAGCCAGCAUCAACGACCUCGCAGUAGAAAUCAUUCAGGACAUUCACCUUCUAGCGGGCAACCCCCAUUUCCCGGCCGUCAACCAACAUGUUCACAACUGUCUCACAAGCCCAUCUCCAACAUAUGCCGCUGCCUACAUGCUUCACCUGUAUCGCGACUGUCACACCAGGGACAUUCUCACCAGCGCCUUGCGACACCGUAUCGUCGACAUUGCCGUCGCCGAAGAGAUGAGGCGUCUGUGGAACAAUCGCCGGGGCUAUGUCCCCAGUCACCAGUCGUACCUCGACACCGCCUCGCCACGAACUCGGUCACCGUCCAGGACGCCGACUGUGUCAGUGCCCUCCACACCGGAGAAACAGCCCAAACCUAGCAGACCAGCCCUCUCUGUGCACCGUCUUCCCCGCCGCAUCUUCCGGCACCGUCCAGGCCCACAAGACCCAGCCAUCGCACCCAUAAUCAAGUUCCUGUUCGAGCGCUACGACCCACCUGUCAACAGUGGCCAAGGAUAUGCGCUCCAGCGGUCGGUGUUGAACGCCAACUAUGAGCUAGUCGAGUAUCUCUUGCGUCGCGGUGCCGACACAAUGAUCAAGGACCGGCUAGCCAUCAUUCUGGCCAUUCGCGCCAAGGACUUGCGCAUGAUCAAGCUGCUUGUCGAGCCACUUCCUGGCGCUGGGACGUUCAAGGAGGAGGGUGACAGUCCAACAACAAGUCGCGGCAAGAAGCGCAAGAUUAUCGACCGUGUUAAGAUCGACUCGAAGCUUGUCCGUGAGGCCAUGUCCGCCACCGACCCAUGCGAAGAGAUCAUUCACUACUUUGUGAAUGAGAAGGGAGCCAUGCCCCCACUAAACGAGAUUAUGGCCCUGGGGAGGGAUUAGACCACAACUUUGUACAAGUAGCACUACACUAGCAUUGAGCAUGUUGCCAGACC
Molecule: messenger RNA, 1201 nt
Organism: Vanrija pseudolonga
Lineage: Eukaryota; Fungi; Basidiomycota; Tremellomycetes; Trichosporonales; Trichosporonaceae
Exons: 3
Coding region: 45-1148 (367 amino acids)
Source: RefSeq, a predicted model, not a curated record